Molecule: messenger RNA, 266 nt
Organism: Ambispora leptoticha
Lineage: Eukaryota; Fungi; Glomeromycota; Glomeromycetes; Archaeosporales; Ambisporaceae
Source: the annotation of a GenBank genome assembly
GAUUUCUUGACGAAUGCGAAGUAGAACCACUUGAACCAAUAUUGGCAUUUGGACUAAGCCCAAAUAAUUUGAGUGUCCAAAUUAACUAUGUUCAAAUGGUACAAUCAACUAGAAAGCUUGAACACCAGACAACCUGGAAAGUCGUCUAUGCUUCAAAUGAUCCACGAUCUAGAAGGCCACCAUUCCAUCAACUUUCCAAAACAGAAAGAUUACUUUACCAUCAAGGAGAAUUUGCUAGAGUAAUCGACCAGAUCGAAAAGCGAUAA